Messenger RNA from Aspergillus ruber CBS 135680, 459 nucleotides. RefSeq lists its product as uncharacterized. The coding region runs from base 1 to 459 and encodes 152 amino acids. NCBI's taxonomy places the organism in Eukaryota, Fungi, Ascomycota, Eurotiomycetes, Eurotiales, Aspergillaceae. The transcript has a single exon. The record is from RefSeq and is a predicted model, not a curated record.
AUGAGCUUCCAGGGACUGCACACAUCUCCGGAAUCCGACCCCGACGUUCUCUGCAUCAUCGGGGAAGACACGCCAACGGACUGCGAAAAUUUAGAGACAUGGUACAGCAUCCAGCGGACGACUCGAAGCCCAGCUGAAGCUCCAGACUUGGGUUAUGAUACGAGAGAAACGCGAUGCGAGGACUACAGAAUCUCGAGAACUGAGAUAAUUAAGUCUCCCAUCGGAUUGGAACUUCUGGCGGGCUGGCUGCGAAUAGAUAAGGAGGCUUCAAACAAGGAGAAAAGGAAGGCACUCAUUGGAGAAUUGCAGGAGAGUUAUCUCAACGACCGGUCUCAUGUCCGUGCUCUUGCUGCCCAACAAGGAAUGCCUUUGGAUGAUAUUCAUACUUGGUUCAUGAAUAGGGUACGGGAGUUGGAGGCGAUUAAUUUUGGCGGAGGAAUAAGCCAGAAAACUACAUGA